Molecule: messenger RNA, 1587 nt
Organism: Rotaria sordida
Lineage: Eukaryota; Metazoa; Rotifera; Eurotatoria; Philodinida; Philodinidae
Source: the annotation of a GenBank genome assembly
CUCCCUAAUCCCGACAGACUCUUGUCGUCUGAGAAAUGUGUAGGAUGCACUAGUUAUUGAAUACAAAAAAAACACCAUACCAACCUUGUUACUUUCGUUUGAUGAUAAAAUCCUGGAAGUUGCUGACUAAAUUUAUUAUUAUUGUUAUUAUUAUUUUCUUUUUAGUUAAUUGAUGAUAAAAAAAAAUUAUCCGAACGAUGUGAACGUCUUGUUGAUGAAUUAAAAACUAUAGAUAAAAAAUCAAGUGAUCGUUUAAAAAAUAUGGAUGAAUCUCAUCGAAUAGAAUUACAAAAAUUAAAAGAUGUUCAUGAAGCUGCUGAAAAAUUACGACGUGAACGUUGGAUUGAUGAAAAAACAAAAAAAAUAAAAGAAUUAACUGUACGUGGUUUAGAACCUGAAAUACAAAAAUUAAUUAGUAAACAUAAAACAGAAUUAACUAAAAUGAAAACAAUUCAUGAAGCUGAAUUAUUAGCAGCUGAUGAACGUGCUGCACAACGUUAUGUUCGUAUGACAGAAGAUUUACGUGAUCAAUUAGAACGUGAAAAAGAAUCAGCUAUUGCACGUGAACGAGAUUUAGCACGUGAAAAAUAUGAAAAAUCUAUACGUGAUGAAGAAAAAUCAUUUACAGAACAACGUCGUCGACUUUAUACUGAAAUUGAAGAUGAAAAAAAUCGACAAGCUGAAUUAGUAACAAAACAACGUGCUGAUCUUGAUAAACUUCGACGUGAUAUUGAAGAAAAUCAUCGUACAGCUGUUGAUGCUGCUAAACGUGAAUAUGAAGCAAUACGUUUAGAACAAGAACGACGACAUACAAAUGAAAUAAAUGAAUUAAAAGAAAAAUUAUUAUUAGAAAAACAAAGUUGGGAAGAAAAUUAUAUGAAAAAACAAGAAACAUUUUUAACUAGUAAAGAACGUGAAUUACGUGAACAAAUGAGACGUGAACGUGAUAAAGAAAUAGAAAAAAUUAUUUCACAAUUUGAAUCAGAUACAACAAUGACAAAAGAAGAAGCUGAACGUACAGCAGAAAAUCGUGUCAAACGUAUUCGAGAUAAAUAUGAAGCUGAAUUUCGUGAACUUGAACAUUCAGAAAAACAAAUUAAAGAAAGAUAUAAUCAAAUGAAAUCACAAAUAACAGAAGUUGAAGGUGAAAAUGAACGAUUACAAGUUAUAGUUAAACAAAAAGAAACAGAAAUUAAUGAUAUCAAAAAAAUCACCGAUACAUUACAAAAGGAACGCGAACGUUUAUCAGAUAUAAUUCGACAAGAAUUUGCUGAUCGACUUGUAUUAACUGAAGAAGAAAAUCGUCGUAUUAAAGGUGAUAUGGCAGAAUUACGUUCAAGACAACAAUUAGAAUUAGAUAGGAAAAAAGAAGAAAUUGAAUUAUUACAACGAGAAAAAGAAAAUGAAUUAGAAACUGUACAUGAAAAAAUUAAACAGGCAAUUAGUAAAAAAGAUGAACAAGUACAAGCAUUACGUGGUCAAUUCGAAGCUGCAGUUAAACGUGCUGAUCAUCUUGAAGGUUUAUUAGCACAACAAAGAAAAUUAAUUGCUGCAGCACCUUCCAAUAGCAAUAAUGCACCAAAAAAA